This is a messenger RNA of Bactrocera dorsalis (oriental fruit fly), 809 nucleotides long. RefSeq names its product bifunctional glutamate/proline--tRNA ligase-like. Gene Ontology annotation, cellular component: aminoacyl-tRNA synthetase multienzyme complex; cytoplasm. NCBI's taxonomy places the organism in Eukaryota, Metazoa, Arthropoda, Insecta, Diptera, Tephritidae. Gene Ontology annotation, molecular function: proline-tRNA ligase activity; ATP binding. Gene Ontology annotation, biological process: prolyl-tRNA aminoacylation. The record is from RefSeq and is a predicted model, not a curated record.
CACGCAGACAAUCAGGGGUUGGUGUUGCCGCCACGUGUUGCUUGUAUACAAGCUAUUAUUGUACCUUGUGGCAUUACGGUGAAUACGAAACCCGAUGAGCGUGAACGGCUUUUACAAGCUUGUAAAAAGCUUGAAGGGCAGUUAAACGUAAAGGGUGUUCGUUGUGAAGGUGAUUACCGUGACAAUUACUCACCAGGUUGGAAAUUUAAUCAUUGGGAGUUGAAGGGUGUUCCACUUCGUAUUGAACUUGGUCCAAAAGAUAUGAAGACUAAUCAAAUUGUUGCGGUACGCAGGGAUACAGGUGAAAAACUAAUUUUGGCUUUAGAAGACGUCGAGUCCAAAAUCAGCCAAUUGUUGGAAACAAUGCAUGAUAGUAUGUUGGCCAAAGCGAAAAAAGAGUUGGUUAAUCAUACAAAAAUUACAAAGAAUUGGACGGACUUCUGCCAAUUUUUGGAUGCUAAGAAUAUUCUACUUUCUCCAUUUUGUGGUGAAAUUAGCUGCGAAGAAAAAAUUAAAGGAGAUAGUGCAAGAGAUGAGGAGGCGGAACCUGGUGCUCCUGCUAUGGGCGCUAAAUCCCUUUGUAUACCAUUUGAACAACCUGCUGCGAUUACUGCUAGCGAUAAAUGUAUUCACCCAAGUUGCGUCAAUAAACCACAAUUUUAUACAUUAUUUGGACGAAGUUAUUAAUGUAACAUUAAAUGACAAAAAAUGAUGCUUCGAAGAAAAAGUGAAAUACAAUUUCAAGAUAAUCAAAAAGGUUAUACCGUUCAAUAAUGAAUAUUUAACUAUGAAUAAAUUUAUUAAAAUUA